AUGAGGAUGCAAUUGGAACGAUCAGAAGUGGCAUUCAAUAUGUUCACUAAUGGUUCAUCAAAGAGAAUCAAUUUGGAAGCUCGUUAUAACUUGACAGAUGAAGCUAUAAGGAAUAUGAGUGAUUGGCCACCAGUAGUACUGCAGUACGAAACACAUAAAAAGCUUCAUCUCGAUAAGGAUACUUUUCAAGCAAAUUUGACUAAAUUCAGGCAGACUGUGAAUGAAAGCACGGUUAUGGACGUUUUGGGUUGGUACACCUCUGUAAAUGCUGCCCUUCUAGACCAUCUCACUAACCAAAUCAAGGAGAACGACAACAGUGGCGUUUGGAGAUAUCUGUUGGCCUUCAAAAACUUGCUGAAAAGCAUCGAAAGCACAGGAAUAGCGAGCGUGUAUGGUGUCAACUACUUCGGUCAAGGCCGCCUCCAGCUAUUGAGCUAUAUCAGCUUCGUGACUCAUUCUGCAUUAGCCAAUGAUCUGCUCAACACUGCCUUCAAUUAUGUGCCGCAAAUGAAGAAGGAAUAUCAAGAUUUGGCUGCUAAUAUGCCCAACUAUGGCAAUAUCCAACUCAGGAACAAUAUAAUCCUGCAAAAUGUACAAAGGAAUGCAAGUGACCUCAAAGCUCGAGAAUACUUCGACCUAAUGGCAAUUUACACAGACGAACUGAGGAAAAUACAACGAUCACUUCGUGUCAUCAUCCAGGAGUACGUGAACGAAAAUCUACGAGAUUCAGCACACAGAGAAGCCAUCGGGAUCGGAACGCUCGUUCUCGUUCUGUCUGUUUCUCCAGUGAUCAUCUGGUUAGUUAGGAAUGCAGUGGCCACUAUUCAGGUACCAGCUGAAUACUAUGCUUCAGUCACUGUAUAUUUCAGUGAUAUUGUCGGAUUUACUGAAAUCGCAGCAGUGAGUACGCCUUUAGAAGUAGUGACGUUUCUCAAUAAAAUUUACAAACAAUUCGAUGCUAGGAUAGAGUGUUAUGACGUCUACAAGGUUGAAACAAUCGGAGACUCUUAUAUGGUUGCUUCUGGAUUACCGGUUAAGAAUGGCAACAAACAUGUUACUGAAAUAGCGAGUAUGGCGCUGGACCUUCUCGCGGGAUCCACGCAGUUCAAGAUCCCGCAUCGUAAAUCGGAGCGCCUUCAGAUAAGGUCUGGGGCUCACACGGGACCCGUAGUGGCUGGCAUCGUGGGGUCCAAGAUGCCGAGGUACUGCCUUUUCGGGGACACCGUCAAUACUGCUUCUAGAAUGGAAUCUACGGGCGAAGCAUCAAAAAUUCACAUCAGUCUAGAAAUGAAGAAAGCGCUGGAUACAAUAGGUGGUUAUAGGACGGAACAUAGAGGACUAGUGGACGUGAAGGGUAAAGGACUUAUGGAUACAUACUGGUUAACAUGUAAGGAAGGAGGAACAAACCGAGCAGUGGAGAUGGAUGUACCGACAUAUUUCCCUGAGGAUGAAGAUCUUGAGCCAGUUUUCAUCAAGAGACUGCGAAAUGAAAAUUACUUUUGAUUUCUUGAUGUUAGUUUUUCGGUGUACCUAUACCUACCUAAUAUUAAAUGUUGAUCACUUACAAUGCAUGUUGAGAAGUUGUAUCCCGUUGAGAUAUGUUCAAGAUAUUCAAAUUGUUUUUCCAUGUUGCCAUAAAAAACAGAUGCCUAAA
Phaedon cochleariae (mustard beetle) is the source of this 1654-nucleotide messenger RNA. Lineage: Eukaryota; Metazoa; Arthropoda; Insecta; Coleoptera; Chrysomelidae. The record is from the annotation of a GenBank genome assembly.